CUGAAGCAGAGGCAGGCAGGUCUCUUGUGAGUUUGCCUACACAGUGAGCUCCAGGCCAGCCAGGCCUACGAAGUGAGACCCUGUCUCAAAGGAGGGAAACAAUUCUGAUCCAGACCUACCUGCACCUACUAGUCACUUGGCCUCUGAGAACCUCCGUUUUCUCGCCUGUGGAGGCAGAGAUGCUAACUUGGCAAAGUGAAACAGUAAACUUUAGCUGAUGCUUUCGCUUGGGGGGCGGUUAUUUUGGUCCUCUAGAGCCUGCCUUUUCCUGUAAAGCACGGAUGAUUAUGUCUGACAUUAAAGAAGACUGGUUCAAUGCGCUUAGGGGUGGAGCCUUCCACUCGGAUGUCUAGCCAAAAUAAUAGUUGUUGCCAGAUGCCAGACAUCUACUGCGGAUUUAGGGUCAUUCCAAGUGUCGGAUUGUUGCGGAAUUCCUAGGACUGUCCCAGAGCCCUGGCCUAGUCUGUAUCACCAGGUGGAUUCACACGGUGUCCUCAGCCGGAAGGAGUCCCAACCAGGAGGGGCGCGGGGACCAUGGGUUCCUGGGCCUCCAGGGCCCGGGUCCCCACGCGGGAGCCCGACCCCCAGGAGACGCUGGACCUGAGCCGUCUACCCCCGGAGCUGCUCCUGGUGGUGCUGAGCCACGUGCCCCCGCGUACGCUGCUGCUGCACUGCCGCCGGGUGUGCCGCGCCUGGCGCGCCCUGGUGGAUGGCCAGGCCUUGUGGCUGCUAAUGCUGGCCCGCGACCGCAGCGCUGCCGGCCGCGCCCUGUUGUCGCUAGCCCGCCGCUGCCUGCCCCCGACCCGCGAAGACAGGCCCUGCCCGCUGGGCCAAUUCUGCGUGCGAGGACCACUAGGUCGUAACCUCAUCAGCAACCCCUGCGGCCAAGAAGGCCUGCGCAAGUGGAUGGUGCAGCAUGGUGGAGAUGGCUGGGUGGUGGAGAAGAACAAGAGACCUGUGCCUGGGGCCCCCUCACAGACCUGCUUCGUGACCUCCUUCAGCUGGUGUUGCAAGAAGCAGGUGGUGGACCUGGAGGAGAAGGGUCUGUGGCCAGAGCUGCUGGACAGUGGUGGUGUGGAGAUUGCUGUCUCUGACUGGUGGGGUGCUCGUCAUGACAGUGGCUGCAGGUACCGUCUCCUUGUCCAACUUCUUGAUGCUCACCAGAAUGUCCUAGAUAAGUUCUCGGCUGUGCCAGACCCCAUUGAACAAUGGAACAACAACAUCUACCUGCAGGUCACCCACGUGUUCUCCAACAUCAGGAGAGGUGUCCGUUUUGUGUCUUUUGAACACUGGGGCCAGGACACACAGUUCUGGGCUGGCCACUAUGGGGCCAGAGUGACCAACUCCAGUGUGAUCGUGCAAGUCUGUCAGCCCUAGUCAAAGGCCUCCAUCUUGGUAAGACAGCCUGACUGUGCCUUCCAGGAGCUGGGGCUGUUGACUGGAAUUCUUCAUGAAUCAAGCAUUCAUACCUUCCUGGAACAUGAAGCUCUAGGAUCCAGUGGAGGGUCCUGCUUGGCCUUGUUUGCAGAGUCUUGAACACUGGACUCCUCCAUCAGAUCUGCCCAUUGCUGCUGCUUGGGUAGAGCGAGGGUGCCCGGGUGCCCGGGUGCCCGGGUGCCUGACUGCAUGCUCGUCUCAGAGAGGUCACAAGCUGCCUCUGUUUCAGCGUGAUCCCUCACUGCCUGUCCUCAGUAUUGAUCCCCCAGCCUUUUUUAAGACAAGGUCUCAUGUAUCCAGUGGCUAAAAGCAAAAGGUAGCUUUAGACUCCUGACUUCGCCACCCAGGUGCUGGGAUUACAGGCAUGCACCAACACCACCCAGGUCUGUGGGGUGCUGGGAUGAGUCCAGCACUCAGCAAGCCAGGCACACGUUUUACCAGUUAAGCAGCGUCCCCAGCAUUGUCUUCCUAUCACCUCCUGUUUCCGCCUCAGGGACUAGCUUUGUCCCUUUACUGAAGAGCUCCUACUCCCGUGUGAACCAAGCUUACAUGGCUACACCCAGGUCUCCUCAUUGAAGGGUGUGUCUGCCCACAGAUUUUCUCCAAACAAUGAGGAAAUGCCUACAGCCCCGGCCCUGAUCCUCAGGAACCUCUGAAUUGUGUAGUAUUUAAAGUUAUUUAUCAUUUUCUCAACAGAGAGAGAAUAAUAAUAUACUGGCAAUAUCUGUCUGCCAAUUGCACUGUAAUAAAUUAUUUUGCCUAAACUGGUUCA
This is a messenger RNA of Peromyscus californicus insignis, 2209 nucleotides long. It is a transcript of the gene Fbxo27, whose product is annotated as F-box protein 27. The coding region runs from base 535 to 1377 and encodes 280 amino acids. The transcript has 6 exons. NCBI's taxonomy places the organism in Eukaryota, Metazoa, Chordata, Mammalia, Rodentia, Cricetidae. Gene Ontology annotation, biological process: SCF-dependent proteasomal ubiquitin-dependent protein catabolic process; glycoprotein catabolic process. Gene Ontology annotation, cellular component: cytoplasm; SCF ubiquitin ligase complex. The record is from RefSeq and is a predicted model, not a curated record. Gene Ontology annotation, molecular function: protein binding; ubiquitin protein ligase activity.